AUGUCCACAGCGUCUUCCUGCUCGGCUCCCUCAUGGUACGCGUACGUUCGUUUCAUGUGUGAUAUGAAGCGUCACGUUGUUCGCGUCCGAGACAUAAAGAACUUUUAUCCCGAACACCUCAGUGACUUCAGCAAAACGCGACCAUACGCCGUAAAAUGGAUGUCCGAGAAAAACCCUAUGGAAAAUAGUUACUACCAGGCUCAAAUACUGGGUUUGGCAGAAACGGAAAAGCAGGCAGAGGCGCUGCAGAAAAAAAGAAUAGCUGUACCGCCGCCUCGAAUCGGAAGCGAACUCGAUGUGAGAGAGGAAUCCUCAUCAAACGAUGAACCCGCUGAAACGGCGAAGCUCCAACGUGCAAUCUUGAAGAAAAGGACAGAUGAGGUAAAAAAGAAAAAAGAGAGGGACCUAGUGGCAGAGAGUAGGAAGCGGUAUGCAUCAACGUCAGUGGACGAUGAGGGCGUGGUGGCUGAGAGCGAAUUGAAAGAGGCGAGACAAGAGGUGAAAACACUCGAGCAACGUGUAAAGAAGCUUCAGGAACAAAAUGAUAAGCUACAAGCUGCCCUUGUAUCUGGGGUGCUCAAUUUGGAAAAGCCAUCUGGCCAUCAGUCCCGUGCUGUCCAGAACCUUGAGCCAUUCCACAAGGUUACUAAUUUAAAUACUUGCUUUAGCCAGUAUGUCAGUCAAAGCGCCGAGGAGGAAGAUUUUUCUUUAUCUGAGGAAUGGAACGAAACGGAAUCCGUGACACAAUUGGAGACACCUGACAAAUUGAAGGAGGGACCAUUAAUGGUGGACCACAGUCAAAGCAGUGAGCCAUCAAAGGAGGCUGUUGUUGUUGACAAUGGGCAGAUUCAUCUAGGGAAUGAAGUAUGGCUGCCAUGCGAAAAGUAUGAACACCUACUGGCAAUCGGAGCUGAAAAGAAGGCGGCUAGGGACGCUGCCGUCUCUAUUUUCUCUACUGCUGGGCUACUGGACAAAAGCAUAACUGGCCUCCCGUCCAACAGAUUUGUUCAAAGUGGGGCCGUUGGCAAGGAGUGCGUUGAUUGA
Messenger RNA from Ornithodoros turicata, 1044 nucleotides. RefSeq names its product BEN domain-containing protein 5-like. Gene Ontology annotation, biological process: negative regulation of DNA-templated transcription. Gene Ontology annotation, molecular function: DNA binding. The record is from RefSeq and is a predicted model, not a curated record. Bases 1 to 1044 code for a protein of 347 amino acids. Lineage: Eukaryota; Metazoa; Arthropoda; Arachnida; Ixodida; Argasidae. The transcript is spliced from 6 exons.